Molecule: messenger RNA, 3185 nt
Organism: Beta vulgaris subsp. vulgaris (sugar beet)
Lineage: Eukaryota; Viridiplantae; Streptophyta; Magnoliopsida; Caryophyllales; Amaranthaceae
Exons: 12
Coding region: 1376-2854 (492 amino acids)
Biological process (GO): positive regulation of growth
Source: RefSeq, a predicted model, not a curated record
ACAUGGCUAAUUUCCUGUUCCCAUUUUAGUAUGAUAUUGAAUAUGGUCUUCAUCACCUAGUAAUUAGGGUUAUUUGGUUCUUAUUGAUUUGAUCGAGUAGUUGCUCAUUUACCCUGUCCGUCCUAAUUGAUCUUCAUAUGUUCAAGUUUUGAGGUUUUUAAGAGUAGUUAUUAAUCAUAUAUAUUUUGCGCUAGGUAAGAUAAAUGAAAAUCACUCUCCUUGAUUUACUCUUCCAAGAGGAUUGUAGAAUGUAUAUUUUGAGUUUUGUUGACAUAUACCCUUGAUCCUUAAUGAAAUGUCUCUGACCUUUUAUGGUCUUUAGCGUAGAACUUUGACCAAUGUUACUAGCAUUUGAUAUGUAUACAAGCCUGGGUUUGACAAUUAUCAUUGGAAACAUUGCCAAAGAGACAUUUUAUCUUCGUAUACCUUAUCUAUCAAAGCGUAAACUAAUGCACAAAAUUAAAUGGUCGAGAUAUUAAGAUCAUGUAUCAAAGCUUACUUUUAUGAAAGCUACCUUGUUAAAUACACUUUUUGCAAAAAAUAAAAAGAAGUUAAGACAAAAAAAUAACUGGGUUUUCAUUCUUUUUUUCCCAACAACUAUCUAAUAUGGUAAUUUCUGCCAGAACAUUACCUCUAAGAUAGACAACAAUCUAAACUAUCCCUCCAUUGAUCUUAUCUGACGCUAAUACGCAAAAAAGGGUAGUAAUGGACGUCAUUUUGCCUUUGUUUGGCAAACUGGUGAGAAAAUGAGAUCAUAAUAGAUCAUUAUGUAGCUUAAAGGUAGGGCUCUGAAGAGAAAAUGCCCUAUUAGGUGGUUAAAGGCAAAUUUUUUCUAAGUUUUAACUUGUUAUGCAAUGAUGUAAUUGCAGAUUUUAGAUCAUUAAAUAAUUAUGGCUUGUUCUUUUCCCCUUAAAAAAAUUAAGCUUAAAGUCUUGUAAGUUCAAAUGAGUUCCGCUUAGUUCUCGUAAGUGAUAAUAUUAGUUUAGUAAGUGUAUGUAAGGGCUAGUUCUAUUCGUGAUGAAAUAUAAGUUAAGCUGCAGCCCGUAGGUUCAGAAAAGUUCAAAAGGGAUAAGUUCAGGAGUUUCAGUACAAAAGAACAUAGCCUAAGAUUAAGUUUAUGAACUUGACGGACGGUUGAACGAGCGUGUUUAUUUCAAAUUAGGAAAGAACAAAAAGUACAGAGCAAGACAUAUGGAGUGAGAGUGUACCUUACUUCCUCGUGCUACUUCUCCUUUCAUUCUCUGUACUUAUCCUCUGGUGGCUUUCCAGGGGUAAUCCUUCAGUAGGUUCCAGCCUUCUGAGGAAGUGGUGCACUGAUGAAAUAUACCAGCUUCCAGAUAUUUGCAUUUGCAAUGGCUUCUAAGUACUGAUUAAAAUGGUGUCUGAAGUGAGCAUACGUUUGGGCAGGGCUGGCACUAUGGGGAUUGAGAAGGCAGUGCAGGUCUUAGAUGUGCUUGGGAGUAGUGUCACGGACUUGAAUUCAAGAAGUGGAUUUGCUUCUGGAGUUAUAUCAAAAGGAACUAAAAUCGCCAUUUUAGCUUUUGAAGUUGCGAAUACCAUCAUGAAGGGUGCUUGUCUUAUGCAUUCCCUGUCAGAGUCACGUAUAUGCCAGUUAAAAGAAGUUGUUCUUCCUUCAGAAGCUGUGCAAAAAUUAGUAUCCAAAGAUAUGGAUGAACUUCUUAGCAUUGUUGCUUGUGACAAGAGGGAAGAACUAAUCAUAUUUUCAGGAGAAGUCAUCCGCUUUGGGAAUCGCUGUAAAGAUCCUCAGUGGCAUAACUUGGACCGUUACUUUUUGAAACAAAGCAGAGAAGUUGGCCCUCAUAAGCAAGUGAAGGAAGACGCAGAAUCAGUGACGCAGCAGUUGUUAAUUUUGGUUCAGUAUACCGCUGAACUGUACCAUGAGUUGCAUGCCUUGCAUAGAUUUGAACAAGACUUUCAAGGAAAAUCUAAGGCAGAGGAACUCAAAAAGCAGAAGAAAUUAGUCAUGAAACUGAAGAAAAGAUCACUCUGGAGCAGGAGUUUGGAAGAGAUAAUGGAGAAACUUGUGGAUGUUGUCCUUUUUCUGCAUAUGGAGAUUCGUAAAAACUUUGAAAGUGAUGGGAAAUGUGAAGAUCCUACUGGGACAGUUGAAGAUCCUGUGAGUAAAUCCCAACGGCUCGGACCAGCUGGUCUUGCAUUGCAUUACGCCAAUGUUAUUUUGCAAAUUGAUGGAAUCAUGGCGAGAUCAAGUUCCAUGCCUGCUAAUGCUCGGGAGUCGUUGUACCAAAGCCUGCCGCCAAGUAUCAAAGCAUCUUUGCGCUCCAAGCUGCAAUCGUUCCAGGUCAAAGAAGAGCUCAGUUUGCCAGAUAUUAAAGCUGAAAUGGAGAAAACUCUGGAGUGGCUUGUUCCAAUUGCUUCCAACACUGUCAAGUCCCAUCAUGGUUUUGGUUGGGUUGGUGAAUGGGCGAAUUCCGGGUUUGAGGCAAGUGAUACAUCUGCAGAAAAAGCUGAUGUGAUCCGCAUAGAGACAUUGUAUCAUGCUGACAAGGUGAAGACAGAAGCUUACAUUACUGAUCAAUUGGUUUGGCUUCAUUACUUGGUUACCCAAUCAAGAAUGGCGAGCAUAAGUUUUAGUAUCAAGUCAGUUACAAAACCCCCUGCUCUCUUUCCCCAACAAAGGAAACAGAUCUCAGAAGUGAAGACUUACAAUGAAUCAUCUAAUUUGUUGACAGCAGAAAAGCAUCAUCAAACGUCUAAUAUCAGUGCAGAGACUCAGACCCAAGGAAUCAGUAAAAUUCAGGAACUUGAUGCUGUUAAUGAUGAUGUCAAAGAACAAGGAUUUCGUGUAAUAAACCAAGUGAAGGUCAUCGGAUAAUGUGCCAACUUUACGAAUUCACAUAAUGCAAUUUGGUGCUACAAGCAACUACACAAUUUUUUUACUUGCUGAAUUUAUGCAUGGUUGAGGAUGUAGUAUAGCUAAAUAAUAUGUUUAUAUAUAGUUAUUCGAGGCGAUGGAGCUCAUUGUUUUGCCAUAUAUUUAUGAUUAUAUAUCAAUAGAGUACAUAGAUGGUAUUUAGUGAAUUCUUUGCUAUUAGAUGUAAAGUUGCAAAUCUUAUAUUAUGUCAGAAAAGGUAUCAGUUGAGAUUAUCUUGUAAUGACUGUAAAUCUAUUUCUUAUUAAUGUCAUGUGUUCGAGUAGUGAUUUAA